AUGUCACCUUUGCUUCCUCGGAUUGGCCAAAUUCUUCGAGGAAGACUGGGAAACUACGUCAUCACAUCACAGAUUCAGGAGACAGUGUGGCUUGCAAAAGAUCAAACAGAGCAAUUUGUCGUCGUUAAAGGCGUCCACGGCCAUCCUCGCGUGGAAAAUGAACGAGACAUUCUGAAACGCUUUCAGGACCGAACUCCCUUCCUGCGACGUUUAAUGGACGAGAUUGAAGAUCCGUCAGACCCCACAAUCAUCGUCUUAAAACAUCUUGACGAUCACCUUCUUAACGCAUCUAUUGAGAAGACGUUGAACAGAAAAGAGCUGAAGUACGUAUCCAGACGAAUCCUUGAGGCAUUAAAGGUGCUUCAUGAAGAUGGAUACGUGCAUACAGAUGUUAAACUUGAUAAUGUCUUUGUGAACUACAACAGACAUGACACCAAUGGCCUACGGUUUUCAGAUGUCCAGCUCGGUGAUCUCGGCGGCACCUAUCCUGCGGACUCAAACUGGGCAAGGAAAGGGACACCGGUUGGUGCACCCAUGUGGAGUAGUCCGGAGGUGAUCAUGGAGACUCCCUGGAAUACAGCAACGGACAUCUGGUCGUUUGGGGCAGUUCUUAUAAGCCUGAUUUAUGGAGGAAAUUUCAACCUUUUCCGCCCCAAAACCGUUCCUUAUGGGCACGAGGAAUAUGGGUUGGAAGUUCUCAAACAGCAAUUUCGGUAUUUUGGUCCAUUUCCUGGAAAAUACGAAGAAAUUGCAGGUCCCAUGACUGUUAGAGCAAUUUUGUACCUCAUGCAAGAGAUACCACAGUCAAAAACGACACCUUUCUGCCGGACAACAGAGAAAGAGGUUUGUAAGAAAGAUAAGGAGUUUAUUAGCAAGAUCAUGAUGAUGGAUUGGAGGGAUAGGCCUACGGCUGAGAAGUUGCUUGAGGAUGAAUGGUUUAAAGAGGAGGAUUGA
Molecule: messenger RNA, 954 nt
Organism: Histoplasma capsulatum G186AR
Lineage: Eukaryota; Fungi; Ascomycota; Eurotiomycetes; Onygenales; Ajellomycetaceae
Exons: 4
Coding region: 1-954 (317 amino acids)
Biological process (GO): protein phosphorylation
Cellular component (GO): cytoplasm
Molecular function (GO): ATP binding; protein serine/threonine kinase activity
Source: RefSeq, a predicted model, not a curated record